Messenger RNA from Acanthamoeba castellanii str. Neff, 3087 nucleotides. RefSeq lists its product as uncharacterized. Gene Ontology annotation, molecular function: NADP binding; uracil binding; iron-sulfur cluster binding. Gene Ontology annotation, cellular component: cytosol; cytoplasm. The record is from RefSeq and is a predicted model, not a curated record. Bases 1 to 3087 code for a protein of 1028 amino acids. The transcript is spliced from 11 exons. Gene Ontology annotation, biological process: uracil catabolic process; thymine catabolic process; 'de novo' pyrimidine nucleobase biosynthetic process. Lineage: Eukaryota; Discosea; Longamoebia; Acanthamoebidae.
AUGGAGUCGCCAGUGCCCACCGAAACCAAGAAGGUGUCCGCCGUCAAGGACAUCGAGAUUCUGGCUCUGCACCCCAAGGUGAAGCCUUUUGCGAGCUUGAAGCCGACGGCCGUCACCACCAAGACCAAGGAGCAUUGGAAGCGCAACAAGGGCUGCCAGUCGGGCUGCGAUUUGAAGAAAGAUUUUAGCGACAUCAAGCACACCACUCUGUCCGAGCGCGGCGCCUUGUGGGAGGCCGACCGGUGCCUCAAGUGCGCCGACGCGCCCUGCCAGAAGAGCUGCCCGACCCAGCUCGACGUCAAGGCCUUCAUCUCGUCCAUCUCCACCAAGAACUACUACGGAGCAGCGAAGCAGAUUCUGUCGGACAACCCGGUGGGGUUGACGUGCGGCAUGGUGUGCCCCACGUCGGACCUGUGCGUGGGCGGGUGCAACCUCGCCGGCACCGAGGAGGGCGCCAUCAACAUCGGCGGCCUGCAGCAGUUCGCCGUCGAGAUGUUCAAGAAGAUGAACAUCCACCAGAUCCGCGCGCCGGGCCUCGACGUCGACGCCCUGCCGGAGAGCUACCGCACCAAGAUCGCCUUCAUCGGCUGCGGCCCGGCCACCAUCAGCGCGGCCACGUUCCUGGCGCGCAUGGGCUACACCAACCUCACCAUCUUCGAGAAGGAGGCCUUCCCCGGCGGCCUCUCCAGCACGGAGAUCCCCCAGUUCCGCCUCCCCUACGACGUCGUCCAGUUCGAGCUGAGCCUGCUCCAGGACCUCGGCGUGCGCAUCCAGUACAACACCACCUUCGGCAAGGACAUCACCUUCGACUCCCUCCAGAAGGACGGCCACGAGGCCAUCUUCCUCGGCAUCGGCCUCCCCGCUCCCAAGAAGGUGGAGGUGUUUGACGGCGUGGGCGAGAAGGAGGGCUACUUCACCUCCAAGGACUUCCUCCCGCGCGUGAGCGCCGGCAGCAAGCCCGGCAUGUGCUCCUGCAAGUCCGACCUGCCCGACCUCCACGGCCGCGUCGUGGUGUUGGGCGCGGGUGACACGGCGUUCGACUGCGCGACGUCGUCGUUCCGGUGCGGAGCCAAUCGGGUGAUCGUGGCCUUCAGGCGCGGCAUCCCCGACAUGCGUGCGGUGCCCGAGGAGAGCGAGCUGGCCAAGGAGGAGCGCUGCGAGUUCCUGCCCUACAUGCAGCCCAAGCAGGUGGUGGUCAAGGAGGGUCGCAUCGUCGCCAUCGAGCUCUACAAGAUGGAGAAGGGCGACGACGGCGAGUACCGCAUCGACGAGGACCAGUUCAUCCGCCUCAAGUGCGACUACGUGAUCUCGGCCUUCGGCUCCUGCAUCGACCCCGACCUCCGCAAGGCCCUCGCGCCCCUCACCUUCGGCAAGUGGGGCACCGCCGAGAUCGACACCAACACCAUGCAGGCCACCCACGCGCCGUGGCUGUUCUGCGGUGGUGACAUGGUGGGCAACGGCACGUCGGUGGAGGCGACCAACGACGGCAAGACGGCGUCGUGGUACAUGCACAAGUACGUGCAGUCCCUGCACGGGCUGAGCGUGCCCGAGGAGCCCCAGCUACCGCAGUUCUACACGCCCAUCGACGAGGUCGACAUCUCGAUCGACGUCGCCGGCAUCCGCUUCCCCAACCCGUUUGGCCUCGCGUCGGCCACGCCGUGCACGUCGGGCGACAUGAUCCGCCGCGCGUUCGAGGCCGGCUGGGGCUUCGCCGUGACCAAGACCUUCUCGCUGGUCAAGGACCUCGUCACCAACAUCUCCCCGCGCAUCGUGCGCGGCACCACCAGCGGACACCGCUUCGGCCCCAACCAGGGCGCCUUCCUCAACAUCGAGCUCAUCUCCGAGAAGACCGAGGCCUACUGGCUCACCGCCAUCACCGAGCUCAAGCAGGACUUCCCCGACCGCGUCGUCAUCGCAUCGAUCAUGUGCGCGUUCAACAAGGAUGACUGGCAGGAGCUGACCAAGAAGGCCGUGGCCUCGGGCGCCGACGCCCUCGAGCUCAACCUCUCGUGCCCGCACGGCAUGGGCGAGCGCGGCAUGGGUCUCGCCUGCGGCCAGAACCCGGCGCUCGUGCGGGACAUCUGCCGAUGGGUCAAGGAGGUGGCCAAGGACGUGCCCUUCUUCGCCAAGCUCACCCCCAACGUCACCGACAUCCGCGAGAUCGCCACCGCGGCCAAGGAGGGCGGCGCGACGGGCGUGACGGCGAUCAACACGAUCUCGGGCCUGAUGGGCAUCAAGACGUCGGACGGCGGCGCGUGGCCGUCGAUCGGCAAGGAGAAGAAGACCACCUACGGCGGCGUGUCCGGUAACGCGACGCGGCCGGUGGCCCUGCGCGCCGUGUCGGCCAUCGGCAACUAUCUGCCCAACUACCCGAUCCUCGCCACGGGCGGCAUUGACUCAGCCGAGGUGGCGCUGCAGUUCCUGCAGUGCGGCGCGUCGGUGGUGCAGAUCUGUUCGUCGAUCCAGAACCAGGACUUCACGGUGGUGCAGGACUACAUCACGGGCCUCAAGGCCGCCCUGUACCUCAAGUCGCGCGAGGACCACGCCGAGUGGGAGUACCAGUCGCCCGCCGUGCGCGUCGACCCGGCCGCCGUGCGCGCCAAGCAGGGCACGGGCCUGCCGCACUUUGGCCCCUACGAGGACAAGAACAAGGCCCUGCGCAAGUCCGUGUGGCUGGCCAAGGACCUCCAGAGCCCCGCCCCCAAGCCCGCCCCCGCCCCGGCGCCCGCCAAGGUCUUCACCCUGGGCGAGGUGCUCGGCACGGCCCUCCCGCGCAUCGGGUGCUACAACGACCUGGACAACAAGCAGCAGGUGGUGGCUCUCGUCGACGAGGACAAGUGCAUCAACUGCGGCAAGUGCUACAUGACCUGCAACGACAGCGGCUACCAGGCCAUCAAGUUCGACGCCCAGACCCACAUCCCCACCGUCACCGACGACUGCACCGGCUGCACCCUCUGCGCUUCCGUGUGCCCCAUCCCCGACUGCAUCACCAUGGUGCCCCGCCAGCUGCCCUACAUCCCCAACCGCGGCGUCGAGAUGAACACGAGCCAGGCCGUCACGGGGGAGGCCGUCACCGUGUGCCAGUGA